Durio zibethinus is the source of this 984-nucleotide messenger RNA. RefSeq names its product 2-alkenal reductase (NADP(+)-dependent)-like. The record is from RefSeq and is a predicted model, not a curated record. NCBI's taxonomy places the organism in Eukaryota, Viridiplantae, Streptophyta, Magnoliopsida, Malvales, Malvaceae. Gene Ontology annotation, molecular function: 2-alkenal reductase [NAD(P)H] activity.
AAUAAGCAGGUGAUAUGGAAGGACUCAAUUACUGGGUUUCCAAAGGAAUCAGACAUGGCUAUCACCAUUGGAAAUAUAAAACUGAAGGUUCCAGCUGGUUCGAAAGCAAUUCUUGUGAAGAAUCUUUACUUAUCAUGCGAUCCCUAUAUGCGGCAUUUAAUGAGAAGCCAAGGCUCUCUGUUACUCCAUUCCUAUACCCCUGGCUCUCCAAUAACUGGGUUCGGAGUGGCUAAAGCUUUGGACUCAGAUCAUCCAGAUUUCAAGGAAGGAGACUUGGUUUGGGGCACGACCGGAUGGGAAGAGUACUCUCUUCUGACCGCACCCGAAGGACUCUUUAAAAUUCAGCAUUCUGAUGUACCCCUUUCCUACUAUACUGGAAUUCUUGGCAUGCCUGGUUUGAGUGCUUAUGCGGGGUUCUAUGAGGUUUGUUCUCCAAAGAAAGGCAAAUAUGUUUUUGUGUCAGCUGCAUCUGGUGCUGUGGGACAGCUUGUUGGACAAUUUGCAAAGCUGAUGGGUUGCAAUGUUGUUGGUAGUAAAGCUAAGAAAGAGAAAGUUGAAUUGUUGAAGAACAAGUUUGGGUUUGAUGAUGCUUUCAAUUAUAAACAAGAGCAUGAUCUGACUGCAGCUUUGAAAAGGUACUUUCCUGAAGGCAUUGAUAUCUAUUUCGAAAACGUUGGAGGCAAAAUGCUGGAUGCUGUGAUUCUCAACAUGAGAAUCCAUGGUCGCAUUACAGUCUGCGGGAUGAUCUCGCAGUAUAAUCUUGAUCAACCUGAGGGGGUACACAACCUAAUGUUGAUCGUUUAUAAGAGAGUUCGAAUUGAAGGAUUUUCUGUCUUUGAUUACUAUCCACAAUAUUCAAAGUUCUUGGACUUUGUAUUGCCUUCCAUCAAAGACGGGAAGAUAAAGUAUGUGGAGGACGUUGCUGAAGGCAUACUGCUUUGGUAGGACUAUUUAGUGGUCGCAACGUGGGAAAACAGGUUGUUG